AAUUAAUUAAAACUAAAAAGAUUAUUUAUAAAUUAAAUUCUGAAAUUGACAUAAUAAAAAGGUAUUAAAGUUGAUGAAUUGUUAAUAAAAUAUUAACUAAGGAUAGAGUUAGGAAGAAAAUAACGGAGUAGACUGUCAGUUAAAUUAGUUGCCAACUUCACUUAGAGUUGAAUAAAGUAAUUAACAAGAAAAUGAAAAUCAGAGGUUUGAUGCAUUUGAAGAAUUUGGAGUAAAUAAAAAAAUAUUUAGUCAAAUUAUAAAAGAAUAAAUGAAUUUAGAUGUUUGUUAUGAGGAUAUUGAAAAAUUAGAAUCCUUAUCAUUAAAUAUAGAUAAGAUAGAUUAUGUCAAUCAAUAUAUUUACACUUUUAAAGUAGCUAAUACAUUGAGUUACUUAAAAAGUUUAAAAUUGAUAAUUAAUCUAACGACCUCCUUUCCUCAAGAAUUUAUAAGCAAACUAAAUAAAUAGAUUUCAUUUUUAUAUCAAAUAUCAAAUUUGGAUGUUCAAUUAAACAUUUAAAAAAACACUGUAAUUUAAGAAUACUUAGACCAAUUUAGUCUUGCUAUUUCAAACUCAAUGAAUUUGUAGAGCUUAAAUUUUUCAGUGGAAUCUUAAGGAAGCAAUAUAGAGCCAUUAAAUUUAACUUCUUUUUUGAAAUGUCUUAAUAAGCUAUAAAAUUUAAGCAGUCUUUCCUUAAUUUUUCGAAAUUUUGCUAAAUUUUAAAAUCAAAUAAAAAUAUUUGGAAGAGAGUUUAAGGAGAUUAAAAAUCUUAAAAAUUUAAAAUUAUAUUUUUAUCCUCCUUAAGAUAAAUUAGACUUGGCUCUAAUGUUUCAAUAAUUGGAAGUUCAAAAUAAAUUAGUUUAAUUAUCUUUAGGAUUUGAAUUUGGAAAUAUUGAGAGUAAAGGUAUUGAAGUUAUUAUGACAUAUCUGUAAAAGUUACCAUGUUUAAGACACCUUGCCAUUUAAAUAAGAGAUUGCAGAUUAGGGUAUUAAGGAGGAUAGGCUUUCAAAGAUGGCUUUUAGAGUCUUUAAAACUUAGAAAAAUUAUCGUUAACUUUAAAGAAUAGCUAUAUGGGUGAAAAAGGAUAUUAGCUAGUAUCAGAAGGCUUUUCAUAUCUUUUGAAACUAAAAUAAUUAGAAAUAAUAACUGAAGAUAAUAUAGGUUCAGAUUAUUAUGAAUACUUAACAUCUACCAUACCUAAACUAAAACAUCUUCUGAUUGUAAGAUUUGCUUUUCAUUGCUAUCUUCAAAAGAAAGUAUUCUAAAGAUCGAUGAGAUCUAUUAGAUUAGUUUCAAUUUACAAAAAUUGA
This is a messenger RNA of Tetrahymena thermophila SB210, 1309 nucleotides long. RefSeq lists its product as hypothetical. Lineage: Eukaryota; Ciliophora; Oligohymenophorea; Hymenostomatida; Tetrahymenidae. The transcript is spliced from 2 exons. The record is from RefSeq and is a predicted model, not a curated record.